CAUCAGCAUCAUCCCCUGCUCACGAGAAAAAUCAAAAUCACAAAAUAAUAAUAAUAAUAAUAGAAGAAACAUUAUUUCUCCGACUUCUUUUCUCACUAGAGAAUUAACGUUUUACAGAGAUUCGGAAAUUACUCUCACGUAGUUCAUGAGGUGUAAGAGAAACUGAUUGGGAGAAAAACCACGUUUUUUUUCAGUUUCUUGAAACCCAUCUCUGGUAACCCUUUUUAAGGGUUUCAUUAUCAAUUUCUUCGUUGAGAUUUUUAUCAGUUGAUCACAGGUCUUGUUGGCUUUAUAUUACAUUAAGCGUUUUAUGAGAUUACAUCGAAUUCGUUUCUGAAGUAAUUUGUGCUUCUGAAAUUUGGUAAGGGAUGCGGAGCAGCUCUUGGUUCUCAUAUUGCAGAUUUCUUUAUUGUGACAAUUGGUCAGUAGAUCGGCAUGAGUAAAAUUGGAGCUAUUGGUCGCAGUGGGAUAUUUAGAAAAUCAAACAAAAGCAUGAGGUUAUUCGUAACAACUUUUGUCGGAGUUGUGUUUGGCUUCUUGCUAGGAGUAUCUUUUCCAGCUUCUUUAUAUAGGCUUAACAUUACAUCCCAUCUAGUGGAAGAUACAAAUUCCAGUAUUUCCACUGAGCAGCUGUUGCACCAUGCUUGGUCCAGUAUGACGGGCCACAAUGAAAGUAGCUUAACUCAAGUUCAAACUCGUAAUGAUACUUCAAAGAUAUGGGUUUCUUCAAAUCCGCGAGGUGCAGAAAGAUUACCUCCGGGUAUUGUUGUAGCAGAAUCAGACUUUUACGCUCGUAGGUUAUGGGGCAAGCCCAGUGAGGACUUUACUAUGAAGCCAAAGUAUCUCGUAACCUUCACUGUUGGUCUUGGUCAGAAAAGUAACAUUGAUGCAGCAGUUAAAAAGUUUUCAGGGAACUUUACUAUCAUGUUAUUUCACUAUGAUGGCCGGACUAGUGAAUGGGAUGACCUUGAGUGGUCAAAGCAAGCAAUCCAUGUGAGUGUGUUGAAGCAAACUAAAUGGUGGUAUGCCAAAAGGUUUUUGCAUCCUGAUGUGGUUGCAGCAUAUGAUUACAUAUUUAUAUGGGAUGAAGACCUUGGGGUGGAGCAUUUUGAUGCUGAAGAAUACCUUAAAUUGGUGAGAAAGCAUGGUUUGGAAAUUUCACAACCUGGUUUGGAUCCUAAUAGAGGAACCACAUGGCAGAUGACAAAGAGAAGAGGUGACCUUGAAGUCCACAAAGACACCGAGGAGAAACCAGGCUGGUGCAGCGACCCCCAUUUGCCACCAUGUGCAGCUUUUGUUGAGAUCAUGGCACCUGUAUUUUCCCGAAAUGCAUGGCGAUGUGUGUGGCAUAUGAUUCAGAAUGACUUGGUUCAUGGAUGGGGUCUUGACUUUGCUCUCAGCAAGUGUGUUGAGACUGCUCAUGAGAAAAUAGGGGUUGUGGACGCUCAGUGGAUUGUUCAUCAAACUGUUCCUUCUCUGGGGAACCAGGUUAGAGAAAGGUGUAGACAAGAAUGGUCCAUUUUCCAAGACAGAUUUGCAGCUGCAGACAAGGCUUAUCACAAGAAAAUGGGGAUUGAUCCGCCCAAUUCCACAUUCAUUUAAGGAGCGCAUGACAGUGAA
This is a messenger RNA of Papaver somniferum (opium poppy), 1620 nucleotides long. RefSeq lists its product as uncharacterized. The record is from RefSeq and is a predicted model, not a curated record. Bases 436 to 1602 code for a protein of 388 amino acids. The transcript has 14 exons. Lineage: Eukaryota; Viridiplantae; Streptophyta; Magnoliopsida; Ranunculales; Papaveraceae.